AUGGGGGUCCAUGUCCAGGGUAUUGAUCAGAGAUCAGUAGCGAUGGGGGUCCAUGUCCAGGGUUUUGAUCAGAGAUCAGUAGUGGUGGGGGUCCAUGUCCAGGGUAUUGAUCAGAGAUCAGUAGUGGUGGGGGUCCAUGUCCAGGGUAUUGAUCAGAGAUCAGUAGCGAUGGGGGUCCAUGUCCAGGGUAUUGAUCAGAGAUCAGUAGCGAUGGGGGUCCAUGUCCAGGGUAUUGAUCAGAGAUCAGUAGUGGUGGGGGUCCAUGUCCAGGGUAUUGAUCAGAGAUCAGUAGCGGUGGGGGUCAAUGUCCAGGGUAUUGAUCAGAGAUCAGUAGCGAUGGGGGUCCAUGUCCAGGGUAUUGAUCAGAGAUCAGUAGCGAUGGGGGUCCAUGUCCAGGGUAUUGAUCAGAGAUCAGUAGCGAUGGGGGUCCAUGUCCAGGGUAUUGAUCAGAGAUCAGUAGCGAUGGGGGUCCAUGUCCAGGGUAUUGAUCAGAGAUCAGUAGCGAUGGGGGUCCAUGUCCAGGGUAUUGAUCAGAGAUCAGUAGUGGUGGGGGUCCAUGUCCAGGGUAUUGAUCAGAGAUCAGUAGUGGUGGGGGUCCAUGUCCAGGGUAUUGAUCAGAGAUCAGUAGCGAUGGGGGUCCAUGUCCAGGGUAUUGAGAGAUCAGUAGUGGUGGGAGGUGUCAGACCGUAG
Messenger RNA from Oncorhynchus mykiss (rainbow trout), 690 nucleotides. Lineage: Eukaryota; Metazoa; Chordata; Actinopteri; Salmoniformes; Salmonidae. The record is from RefSeq and is a predicted model, not a curated record.